GUCCUCUGCAUCUUACGUCCUCCUCACGUCCUCCACCUCGUUCUAGCCACACCCGCAACUAAAUCAUUCUCGCAUAGCUAUGGGUAACGCACCGUCCGGACUUCCUGGUGGCCCACCGGGAGCCAACCCACCUCAGCAGAACCAGAAGAAAGACGAGCAACAACAACAGAAGAAGAAAUGGGAGCCCCCUCUACCCACUCGUGUUGGAAAGAAGAAGAAAAAGGGUCCGGCUUCCGCCUCUAAGCUUCCCCAGGUCUUCCCAACGACUCGUUGCAGACUGAAACUACUCAAGAUGGACCGUAUCAAGGAUUUUCUGCUUUUGGAGGAAGAGUUCAUCCAGAACCAGGAGCGUCUGAAACCGGAGACUAGAGAGGACAAGAAUGAGGAGGACAGGACAAAGGUGGAUGAUUUGCGAGGCAGCCCAAUGGCGGUUGGUACUCUGGAGGAAAUCAUUGACGAUGAUCAUGCUAUCAUCUCGUCUGCUUCUGGUCCGGAGUACUAUGUGUCCAUCAUGAGCUUCGUCGACAAGGACCUACUGGAACCAGGCUGCUCCGUACUGUUGCACCACAAGAACCAGUCUAUUGUCGGUGUUUUGCAAGACGACACAGAUCCCAUGGUCAGCGUCAUGAAGCUCGACAAGGCACCAACGGAGAGUUACGCGGAUAUUGGUGGUCUUGAUCAACAAAUUCAAGAGAUCAAGGAAUCUGUCGAGCUACCUCUUACACACCCAGAACUCUACGAGGAAAUGGGUAUCAAGCCACCAAAGGGUGUCAUUCUUUAUGGUGUACCGGGUACUGGCAAAACCCUUCUCGCCAAAGCCGUCGCCAACCAAACGUCAGCUACCUUCCUUCGAAUUGUCGGUUCCGAGCUUAUUCAGAAGUACCUCGGAGAUGGUCCUAAACUAGUAAGGAACGUCUUCCGCGUGGCUGAGGAGCAUGCACCCAGUAUUGUCUUCAUUGAUGAGAUCGACGCUAUCGGUACCAAGCGAUACGAGUCAACAUCGGGUGGUGAACGAGAAAUCCAACGUACGAUGUUGGAGCUGCUCAAUCAACUAGACGGUUUCGAUACACGAGGGGACGUCAAGGUCAUUAUGGCGACGAACAGGAUUGAGACACUUGACCCCGCUUUGAUUCGACCGGGUCGUAUUGACCGUAAGAUCGAGUUCCCAUUGCCAGACGUUAAGACCAAGCGACACAUCUUCAAGCUUCACACUUCACGUAUGAGUCUCUCAGAAGACGUUGACCUUGAAGAGUUUGUCACUACCAAGGACGAUCUUUCCGGCGCCGAUAUCAAGGCUAUCUGUACAGAGGCCGGUCUGCUUGCGCUUCGAGAACGGAGGAUGCGUGUGACGAAGGCGGACUUCACGGCGGCAAGAGAGAAGGUGCUGUACCGGAAGAAUGAGGGCACACCUGAGGGUUUGUACCUAUAGUUUAGAUCUUUAUCAACUGGUUUCGAGUGGUUGUUUCUAGCUUUCUACUUGUUUAUCGUAUGUCUGCACGCUCUGUGUAAUCCAUGCAUCUUCGAUUACUGGAAUAUUUUGAGAAAGCAUCGAUUUACACUGGCAAUCGAAAAUAGCCUGUGUAGGGGGGUUUAGAUGAAUUGAUAGGAUGUACUUACUCAGAGGAAGGAUGAAGGGGAUCUCACUGUCUUAUCAGCUGUAUUUAAUCAGAUCAACCCGACGUCACCAAAGUCUCGGCUGUUUUUAGUCUCGUACCGCGAUCAAUACACUAGUACUACAAUGACUCUC
Messenger RNA from Somion occarium, 1747 nucleotides. The record is from the annotation of a GenBank genome assembly. NCBI's taxonomy places the organism in Eukaryota, Fungi, Basidiomycota, Agaricomycetes, Polyporales, Cerrenaceae.